AUGCCAGCAUUUCGAUCAAGAUUACUUUCAACUGGUGAAGUGAUUCAACCAGUUGAACAAGUAUUUGAUCAAAUGAAAGAAAUGGAAGAUCAAUUAGAUCCUUUAUUCUUUAAGAUGGUGGAUUAUUACUUUGAUAAAGGAGCAGCAGUAAUAAUGCCAAAACUUGCUGAAGAACAUCCAUCACGUGAAAUGUCGAAAGAAGUAAAGCAGAAGUUCGUCCGUGGUGUUAUUGCUAUGAUUAAACCAACUAGUAAAGUACUACAUAUAACAUUUCCAAUUAGACGUGAAGAUGGAACAUUUGAAAUGAUUGAAGCUUGGAGAGCACAACACUGUGAACACCGAACACCAACAAAAGGUGGCAUUCGUUAUGCAGAAAAUGUCGGUGAAGAUGAGGUAAAAGCACUGUCCGCAUUAAUGACAUACAAAUGUGCUGUGGCUAAUAUACCAUUUGGUGGUGCAAAAGGUGGUGUAAAAAUUGAUCCAAGCAAGUAUACUGAAUAUGAAAUUGAAAAAAUCACUCGUCGUAUGACAGUGGAAUUUGCCAAGAAGGGAUUUUUGGGCCCUGGAGUAGAUGUUCCGGCACCAGAUAUGGGCACUAGCGAGCGUGAAAUGAGUUGGAUUGCGGAUACAUAUGCGCAAACAGUUGGUUACACCGAUAAAGAUGCAUAUGCUUGUGUUACUGGUAAACCGAUUGUUGCUGGAGGAAUUCAUGGUCGUACAGCGGCAACCGGACGUGGUGUAUGGAACGGUUUGGAAACAUUCCUAAAUAUUUCCGAUUAUAUGAAUAAAAUUGGUUUAAAGCCUGGAUUAAAAGGAAAGAAAAUUAUUGUUCAGGGUUUUGGUAAUGUUGGUACCUACACAUCACAUUUUGUAUCAACCGGUGGCGGAAUAAUCAUUGGCAUUCAAGAGUAUAAUUGCUCGGUGUAUAACCCAAAUGGAUUUGAUAUUGAUGCAUUGAUCAAAUAUGCAGCUGAACAUAAAACAGUAGCGGAUUUUCCAGAUGCUGAAGCAUAUGAACCAUACAGUGAAUUAAUUUAUGAAGAAUGUGAUGUGCUAAUUUUGGCAGCGUGUGAAAAAGUUAUCAACAAAAAUAAUGCUAACAAAAUUAAAGCCAAGGUUAUCGUAGAAGCAGCAAAUGGUCCAGUAACACCAGCAGCUGAGAAAAUUUUAUUAGCUCGUAAUGAUUGCAUUGUCAUUCCGGAUUUAUUCAUCAAUAGUGGUGGUGUUACGGUAUCAUUUUUUGAAUGGCUGAAAAAUUUGAAUCAUGUCAGUUUUGGUCGACUUACAUCAAAGCAUGAAAUUGAUUCCGGUUAUGAUUUGCUUGCAAGUGUUGAAGAAUCAUUAAAUCGUGAACUUGGAAAAAAUAUCAAAAUUGAACCAUCGGCAGGACUGAAAAGCCGAAUCAGUCAUAAAUCUGAAGAAGAAAUUGUUUAUUCCGGUUUAGAAUUUAGCAUGCAGAAAUCAGCCUAUGAUAUUAUAAAAACAAUAGAAAAAUACAAUCUUGGCUUGGAUAUACGUACUGCUGCAUACGCAACGGCAAUAGAAAAAAUAUAUAAUACUUAUCGUUCUUCUGGUUUUACAUUUGCAUAA
Messenger RNA from Brugia malayi, 1590 nucleotides. Its product is annotated as glutamate dehydrogenase, mitochondrial precursor, putative. The record is from RefSeq and is a predicted model, not a curated record. The coding region runs from base 1 to 1590 and encodes 529 amino acids. Gene Ontology annotation, molecular function: L-glutamate dehydrogenase (NAD+) activity. The transcript has 10 exons. Lineage: Eukaryota; Metazoa; Nematoda; Chromadorea; Rhabditida; Onchocercidae. Gene Ontology annotation, biological process: L-glutamate catabolic process. Gene Ontology annotation, cellular component: mitochondrion.